GAUUGGAAGCUUCAUUUUGUGCUGCUCUAUCAUUCCAGCCAUGAAUGAUCAACUUAACUUCUCUCUACAACUAAAAAGCAUAUCUUUUUUUCAUCCUUCAUCAUUACAACAAUAGUCAUUAUCGUUAAUUUAUUGUUCUCUCCUUUUGGCCUCCUACAUUACACAAAUCCCAUCUUUGAAUUCCCACUUUUUGCUUCAAAUUUCAUCUCCACUGUUCAAGAUCCUCUGUUUCUUGUACUUUCAGCUAAAAAACCCGGUCGUUUUUUGGUUUCUUUGACUCCAAAGUUUGCAUUUUUGCUUCAGUGUUUUCUCAUAGAGGGUUUCCAGCUGCAGGAUUGUAUAAUUUGUGGAUAGGAGCAAUCAUUUUACGCUUGAAUGUGCAAGGCAGAUGCAUUACUGAGGAAAUGACAGCUUUUUGGUAGACCAUCUAGCUGCAUGGGAGGAUUUUUGCACCUUUUUGACUUUAAUCAAGACAGCAUGGCCAGGAAAAUUCUUGCUCAUAAGCGACAUGUUGAUGGACUGGAAGCUCCCCGAAAUAGCUUGGAGCUGCAAGUAGAAUCUUCUCAGAGCUGCUGUGCUGCAGGAGAUGCACAGUACUCUUAUGAGGUCGAAGAAAACUGGUCUCAAAAGAAUUGUUAUCCAAUUGAGGCUUCAAUGAAGAGAUUGAUUAAUGAGGAAAUUUCCCAGCAAUCAAGUGCAAAGAAAAAUGCACCAAGCAUUGUUGCCCGACUGAUGGGGGUGGACAUGUUGCCACUAGAAACGAAAUCUGCAGUUCAGACGAUUGAUAACAAGAAAGCAAUCACAGAAACCAAGAUCUCAAAAAAGGAGAAGAAUGAAAGAAGAUCAGCUGCUCAUCUCUCUUCCAACUCAAAUACUUAUAGGCAGAUGGAACUUGAUUCACUUUAUGAUGUUAAAGAGCAAGAUGCUUAUAGAUGGAGUAAAGGCCAAAAGUUAGGGAAACCGAGCCCUCGAGAGCAUCCUCAAGAGGAGGAACUACAAAAUUUUAAAAAGGAAUUUGAAGCAUGGCAAACUGCUAGGUUUAAGGAAUAUUCUAAGGUAGUUGAACAUGACAGCACUCCCGGUCAGUUACUUGUUCAAGAAAACAUCAACAAGAAAAAAAUGGCACUUGAUGUAGAUUCCAGGAUACCAGCAAGCGAGAGGCAUGCAGAACCCAAGGGUCUUACAUCAAAAGCAAGGUCACAUGAAAGAAGUGGGUUACAACAUCCUAGACAUAAAGUGGAACUAUUUCCAGAUGAACAGGAGGAUUUUUUUCCCGCAAGAAACAGAACUGUAAGUAGAAACACCGAGCACUCCUUGAUAAAUUAUGAUGAGAAACUGGAUAACUCUUCUGCUCAGACACGGAUAGUGAUCUUGAAGCCUGGUCCUGAUAGGAUUUGUGACCACGAUGAGUCCUGGACUAGUUCCUCAGGAACUUUUGAGGACAGAGGUAGCAUUGAAGAUUUCCUUGAGGAGGUAAAAGAACGGCUGAAAUGUGAAUUGCAAGGGAAAACUCAAAGAAGGAGUUCUGUGGUCAGAGGAAGUGGAAUUGAAACCCCCUUUAGUGAAAGGCCAUCAGAUCCAAAACAAAUUGCUAAGCAUAUAGCAAAGCAAGUCAGGGAUAGUGUAACUCGGGACCUUGGGAUGAGUUUGCUCAGAUCAGAAUCAACAAGAUCGUAUAGAAGUGAAAUUCAGUUUAAUGAGCCAGGUUCUCCUGAGUUCAUCAACAGAGAUACUAGAAGAUUCUUGUCAGAGAGAUUGAGGAAUGUUCUAAGGAGAGAGACACAUCUAGAUGAUCCCAUAGUUAUCAGUGGCAUUUCUGGAUCAUCUCUAUUGGAAAAUGAAAGGGCCAGACUAAAGCAUGUGGGAGAUUCAUUGAAAGCUGGAAACGAGCCGAACUAUUGGGAAAUCAUGAAAGAUGAACAAGAAAUGCAAACUAGAUCAUUCAGGCAUGGGGAUGAAAAUGGAGCACCUCACCACAGAUUAUCUCCAAGGAACCUAAUUAGGUCUUUGUCAGCUCCUGUGCCAGGAACAUCUUUUGGGAAGCUUCUUCUUGAGGACCGACACAUUUUAACCGGUGCCCAUAUCAGGAGGAAGCAUGAAUCCCUUGAAAAUGUGACCUUGGAGUUGAAGAAACGGAAGAAAGAAAGAUUUAACAUAAAAGAAAAGGUUUCCAGUUUCAGAUACAGCUUCUCUCUUAGGGGUAGGCUGUUUGGCAAGAAGAUCCAAUCAAUGAUGGAAUCACAUAAUGCUGAACAGGAGCUUGUAAAGGAUAUCAUGAACGGGCCAACAGUUAUUAGGAACUUUGGCGAGAGAAACAUAAUGGAAAACUCGACUGAGGUGCCUCCAAGCCCUGCAUCUGUGUGUAGUAGUGCUCAAGAAGAGUUCUGGAGGGCAACAGAUUACCUCAGCCCAGCAUCAACACCUGAUAUGACUAUGGGAGAAGAUGAUGCCAUGCCACAAGUUUUUAAGGAGAUCAGUUCUAAUCUGAAUGAGCUGCGGCGGCAACUAAAUCAACUUGGGUCCGUUAAACCUGAAGAGACAACAAUUGAACAUGAGAGCAACGAGUUCAAACUAGAUGAUCUAGAGGACAAAGCAGAAGCUUACGUAAGAGAUUUGCUUAUUGCUUCUGGUUUCUAUGAUGGAUCAUCUGAUAAACGUUUAUUGAGAUGGGACCCAUUUGGAAAGCCUAUCAGCAAUUCAGUGUUUGAAGACGUUGAAAAAUCUUGUAAAAAAUUGUUGGCCAUGGAUGAGGGAGCUACCGCAACGCAUCACAAUGAGACGAAGGCAGAUCACAGAAUGUUAUUUGAUUUGUCGAAUGAGGCGCUUUCAACUGUACUUGGACCACCUGUGACCAUGUCUAGAUUCAGAAGAAAGGUCAUCGAUUGGUCCAUGCUGCCACAUUUACACGGAAGGAAAUUAUUGGAUUCUGUGUGGGAGAUCAUCCGUGAGAAUUUAUACCCUUUCAACGACAAAUCCUUCUACUCUCUAGAUAAUAUGGUGAGCAAGUAUUUAGAAUCCAGUCCUUGGUCUGGCUUGAUAGAUGACGAGGUAAAUAAUUUCGGAGGAGAGAUAGAGUGUCUCAUCAUGGGAGAUCUUAUAGAGGAAACGUUGAAGGAUUUAUACAUGGAUUAGUACCUUGUAAAAUAUCAAAAUCAUCAGGCAAAUAAGCUGUUGAUGGAGAGAGAAAGAAAGUGAAGAUGGCAUACUAAAGAUUCUACUGCAUGGUUAUAUCCUUACUGGGAAUACCAAGUUAAUUUUCUUGCUUGCUACAAGUUUAAGUGUGGAGUUAGAGAUUUUGCAUGUGCAUGAAUGUAUAUAGGUUCCUUGUGGGAGUUAAGUUCAGAAACCAUAUCCUUACUGUAAAUGAGUUGAUUUGCAUGGAUUAGUAGGUAUUUUUCAUGACAGACUGGGUAUAUUAUUCAUAAUUUAUCUAACCUGGAAUCUGAAUACAUUUCUUUUAUUCACUGGCAUAAAAUCCAGUUAUUAA
Populus nigra (black poplar) is the source of this 3487-nucleotide messenger RNA. RefSeq lists its product as uncharacterized. The coding region runs from base 436 to 3132 and encodes 898 amino acids. The record is from RefSeq and is a predicted model, not a curated record. The transcript is spliced from 6 exons. Lineage: Eukaryota; Viridiplantae; Streptophyta; Magnoliopsida; Malpighiales; Salicaceae.